AUGACGAUGCAGGCGCCCAGCCUGAGUUCAAUGUCGUCAAGCUACCGGGGGCCCGGUGGGGAGUCCGGUGUGGGGGAGUCAAUGGCCGGAUCAUUGAAUCGCGAGUUCAGAUUUUUGUUUGGGUUAACCGGUUCGUCGUUGCAGGACCGGACGCCGCAGACCAACGAUGGGCUAUUGGAGUCCUUCGAACAGAGUGUCAGCAUGCUUGCGUCGGUGAGAAGUGGAAUCCGGAAACCUCACUGGCCAACUUUGGAUACGCUGCCCGGCGUGGGGGAAUAG
Molecule: messenger RNA, 279 nt
Organism: Aspergillus pseudoviridinutans
Lineage: Eukaryota; Fungi; Ascomycota; Eurotiomycetes; Eurotiales; Aspergillaceae
Exons: 1
Coding region: 1-279 (92 amino acids)
Source: RefSeq, a predicted model, not a curated record